Molecule: messenger RNA, 2421 nt
Organism: Diaporthe amygdali
Lineage: Eukaryota; Fungi; Ascomycota; Sordariomycetes; Diaporthales; Diaporthaceae
Exons: 10
Coding region: 1-2421 (806 amino acids)
Source: RefSeq, a predicted model, not a curated record
AUGGCAAAGCCAUCCACAAACGGGUUUGAAAGAGCUCUGGCGACCUUUCGUGCGAGGCUCUCGCCGGAGGAAGACGCUCAAUUCCAAAUUACGGCAAUAGACGACUUGCGAAUGUCUAUCCUUUCAAUCCAAUCCCACCAGAGAGCACGCAGGCGAAUGAUACAUAUGAAACGCAUUGAAUCAUUUCUCGAGGCCAUGGAACAAUUUGGAAAGACUGCGAGUACAUGGGUUGAGAUUCUCGAUGAACUACUUGAUGCCUACCAGCGCAUCUUCGAGAAUCUUCCCAUUUUUCAAGAGUACCAGACUCUAUUCCAGAAUGAGCCGCAAAUGCACCAUGCGAACCAGAUUCACAUCCGCAACUAUAUCUCAGACAGGACAAGGAUCUUUCAAGAGUUCGAGAGAAUUGCAGCACGUACAGCGGACGAGAAAUAUGAAUAUGUUCUUCGUUGGCUCAAUGCCCCCGUUGCCGUUGAAAUCCAUGAAGAUGUGGCGACGGUAAGGAACGAAUUCUUCAGGGCUACCAAUAUACAGACAGGUCAGUGGAUCAUCCACAACGAGAAAGUCAAGAAUUGGCUUGAUUUAGACGUGCCGAAAACCUCAAUAAUAUGGGUUCAUGGGAUACCAGGAGCAGACGAGAUCCAAAGCCGAGCUGCAGCGGACCACGCUUUCUUCUACUGCAAAGAUGGCGACUCGGAGCGAAAUUCUUACCCACAGAUUCUUCGAGCUCUGCUCAGUCAGUUGAUCUCGCAAAACCGAGGUUCAGUCCCUUACUAUUAUGAUGAAGGAAUCCAAAGCGGCGACGUCUCUUUGAAGUCCACAAAGCUUUCUAAAAGACUUAUUGACUCUGCAAUGCAAAACCUUCGCAAAGGCUUUAUCGUCAUUGACGGGAUUGACGAAUGCGCUCCGGGUGAGCGCAAGGCGCUGUUAGAACACCUCAUUCAGCUCAUCGACCUUUGUGAUGCGACAUUCCCGGGGAAAGUGAGACUCAUGAUCUUGAGCCGAGAGGAGCCGGACAUCAAGAAAUUCCUUGCUGGCAGCGAGACUCUGAGGAUUACAUCGCGUGAUACACUUGAAGAUAUCAACACAUACAUCAAGUACCAAGCGGGAAUGUUUCUAUUUGCCAAGUUAGUCACGGAAAACCUGAUUGCCCAGCCAACAAUGUACGAUCUCCAGAGAGAGCUCCAGCCACAGGUGUUCCCAAGUGGGCUCGGGCAAGCUUACAAGCGAACGUUCUUCUCUAUCCAGAACAAUCCAAGAGAAAACGAGAGAGCUCUUGCUAGUCGAAUCCUCUCCAUGAUGCUGUCAGCCCAGAGACCUUUGAGAUGGCAUGAGGUACAAGGUGCCAUUUCCAUCGAUCCAGUCGAACAAAAGGCCGACUGGGCGCGAAGACUGAAGUUUCAUGUCAAGGACGUUUGUGGUUCCUUAAUUCAGAUACUGGGUGAAGACAGGAUUGAGUUUGUGCACGUCACAGCCAAUUUUUACAUAGUAGAUUCCGGCUACAUCUCUCAUUUAUCCGCUGCGUACUCGAUGACCGUCUUGUGUCUUCAGUACUUGACUUUUGAGUGUUUCGAUCAGCAUUGCAGCACGACCUCCCGUAUGGCCUCGGCACUGCAAGGAGACAUGGCGUUUCAGGACUACGCUGUGGCUCAUUGGUGCGAUCACAUCAUUCAAUUGAAAGACGACCGCGGGGAUGUUGUAAGCCUCUCGUCAUUAGCAUUUUGUCUGACACAAAAUCGGAGAGUCAUUGAAGAGGCUGCGGUUUCCAGCCAUCCCGACCAGAGCAAAACGCAGCAACUCGACACCUUUUACGGCAGGAAUUUGUUCAAGUGUCCAAGACGUACUUGCUACUUUUUCCACCAGGGCUUCGACUCUGGCAGAGGACGCGGGGACCACAAUGACCGGCACGAGCGACCUUUCCGUUGUCCCGAGGACGACUGUCCAGCCCAGACAUGCGGCUUUACCUCCCAGAAAGAACUGGAAAAACAUCAAAAGAGGACACACCCUGGAGCUGGCAACGGGCCGGCGAAGUUUGCAAGGCUGAAAAAGGACAAGAUAAAGGGCGAUGAAUCAAGCUCGCUAAGACACUCUGCCACUGUUGCCCAAGGCGCCGGGCGGACCCCAACAACGGAAGAUUCGGGAAGGAACAUGAACGAGAUCUUCACCAUCGAAACCACGUACCGGCAGAACCUCGAAAAUAACUUGCGCCCGGCUGCGCACCACAGUGAUGCCCGCUGCGGGUGGGAAGCAACCCAUAGGCAUACUCUGCUGCAGGUGGGUGGCCUGUCGCUAAUCCUGACCUGUUCCGGGCUGUAUCACGCAUCGUGGGAAAUUUUAGCGUUCUGUGAACCGAUACUUAGCCAAUCGGCCACGGUCUUGCAGUUCGAAGAACCGGUGCACUUUGCCGCAUUUUAUGAACCGUAG